AUGAGGACCUUAAUUUUUGCACUUGCACUAAGCAUUUUCUCAUGCUCAGGGCUUCCAGUGUAUGACUAUGAACUGCCUGUCACAGAAGAGGCUCUCAAUGCUUCCAUUGCAAGAAUCAAUUCUCAGUCACGGGGCCCAAACUUGUAUGGUAUUGUCAGGAGCCAUGUUAGAAGUGUUGACAUGUGGAACAGCAAUGAUUAUAAGCUAGUGCUGCAGUUCAGUAUCCGUGAAACAGUAUGCACAAAAAUUUCAGGGAGAGACCCAUUCACAUGCGACUUCAAAAUAGGGCCUUUUGUGCCAAGUGCUUUCUGCAGAAGUGUUGUGGUAGUCUCUGAAGAGCAGAUUGUGAACAUGGUUGUCCAGUGUCAUCAGGACAUGUCCAGCUCGGAAUCAAUAAGCAGUGAGGAGAUGAUGCGUAUGCAUAUAAUGAACCCCAACAUACAAGGAAGCAGUUACAGUGAAGAUCUCUUUGCUCCUGAAACCUUCCCUUCAAGGAGAAGAGGUAACAGUCAUGGAGACUGGCGUAAACCCAGCUAUAUCAGCUCUGACAAGACUGAAUAACACAAUUUGACUGGAGAAUAAGAAGAGUCAAGAUUCAAAGACCCAGCACGUGAAGAAGGGACCUGAUGCAUUUUCCUUUGCCUUUUCAGCAAA
Molecule: messenger RNA, 654 nt
Organism: Rhea pennata
Lineage: Eukaryota; Metazoa; Chordata; Aves; Rheiformes; Rheidae
Gene: SPP2
Product: secreted phosphoprotein 2
Exons: 7
Coding region: 1-561 (186 amino acids)
Biological process (GO): bone remodeling
Cellular component (GO): extracellular region
Source: RefSeq, a predicted model, not a curated record